This is a messenger RNA of Acipenser ruthenus (sterlet), 1066 nucleotides long. Its product is annotated as 2'-5'-oligoadenylate synthase 2-like. The coding region runs from base 70 to 762 and encodes 230 amino acids. Gene Ontology annotation, molecular function: double-stranded RNA binding; 2'-5'-oligoadenylate synthetase activity. The record is from RefSeq and is a predicted model, not a curated record. Gene Ontology annotation, cellular component: nucleoplasm; membrane; cytosol. The transcript is spliced from 5 exons. Gene Ontology annotation, biological process: regulation of ribonuclease activity. NCBI's taxonomy places the organism in Eukaryota, Metazoa, Chordata, Actinopteri, Acipenseriformes, Acipenseridae.
CUGGAGGACUGCAGGAGGAGCCUCACACCAGCACUGGCAGCUCUGGAAAAAAACUUGAAGAAUACUGCGAUGACUAACAGGAUAUUGAUGGAAAAGAAGACAGCAUUCGCCCUGAGAUUUCAGUUCAAGUGUUUCAACAAUACACACAGUCACCAUUUCGAUGUCAUGCUGUGCUAUGAUACCCUGGGCCCCAGGCCAUCCAAAGAUGACAAAGGGAUGCUGUUCAGGAGGCUGUGUAACUGCGGGCACAGUGACGAGGCUCAGCUGCUCUCCCUUUCCCUGCUGCAAUACCAGGUGGAUUUUGUGAAGGCUGCUACACUGGGAGUCAAGAAUCUAAUCCGUUUGGUUAAACACUGGUUCAGGACAUCCUUUGCCAAACCCAGCCAAGAAAACAGGUUCCGCCGGCUGCCCUCCUCCUACACUGUGGAGCUGCUCACCCUGCAUGCCUGGCAGCUGGCUGGGAAGCCCAUCUUCUUCAUCCUGCUCCAGGGCCUGAGAGCCGUCCUCAGACUCCUGCUGCGCUGCUCGGAGCUCUGCAUCCUCUGGGAUAAGCUCUACACUCCCUACUGCCAGGGAGUCAGGAGGACACUGCAGGAACAAACCAGGCCAUUUAUUCUGGACCCAGCCAAUCCGACAUUCAACGUGUGUGAGAACUGCAAUGCCUGGGACGAGGUAGCCGUGGUUGCCCGGCAGAGCCUGCUGAAGCCUCUGCUGAAUGGUGUGCAGGCGAGUGGCCCCUGGCUCCUCACAGACUCCUGGUAGAAACAGACCCUCAGGACAACACUGCUAUUCUGUAUUUCUUCAACACUGGGCAAAUGUGUUGUUUAGGAAACAAGUACUAAAAACAACACAGCCAGUUAGACAGUCUUUUAUUUAGAAAAAAUGAAUUUACAAGUGUGUCAUGCUUAAGUUGCUAAUAUGCCGGUUGUACAGAUUGUUCCAUUUUUAUUUUAUUUUGUCUUUUCUUUGCACAAGGAAAAAGCAAACCAAAAGAGAUAUUGCAUCUGAUUUCCUGUUUGAUGGCAUCACAAGGAAGUUAUGCAAUCAUGUAACUGUAAGGAGACAG